Molecule: messenger RNA, 2844 nt
Organism: Struthio camelus australis
Lineage: Eukaryota; Metazoa; Chordata; Aves; Struthioniformes; Struthionidae
Source: RefSeq, a predicted model, not a curated record
GUCCUUGCUAUGACAGUUCAAUUCUGCAGAAUCCCACAGCUUGCAGGUCCCUAACAGUGCUAGGAGUUGCUCUGUAAUUGCUGCUCAGCAACAUCAGUUCAGGUCUGAACUUGCAGCACUUCAGCACAGGCUCUGGUUUUUAACUAUUGUAUCCUUUUUCAGGUGAAGGAGACUGGUUCAGUCUGUCCAAGCAACGCUCUCUUGACUUGGGAGAAGCUGAUCUGUUGUAACUGCAGUGGUUUCGGAACGAACAUUUGGUCUUGACUGGCUUUCUGCAGAGGAAAGAGGACCUUUUCAAUGCAUUGCGCACUGCAGCAAAGCAGGGAGAUGCGAUCGCAAAUAGGGCCCCUAGAGUCUUUUCUUUGGGAAACUGAAGCUAUCAAGUCUUCUCACCUGAAAAUGCAUUUUUAUAAUGGUCCCUGGAGAAAGAAAACAUACUAGUGCCAUGGCAUUUUCUGAGGAUGCUGCGGCAGGGGGGUCCCACGGAGAGUACACAGCUCCAGCAGGCUGCCCCCCGGGCAGCUGGCUCUGCCCUCUCUCCCAGGCCGCAGAGCACAGCUCAGGAAUCUUCUCUGCCUGUCAGCUCAAGCAGUCAACUCUCACUGCCUUUCACUGGGAUGUUAAAAAACAUUUAAAGCUGCAACAAGUAAAACCUAGAGCUGUGUGUGGUGGGCCCCCAGGCUGCAUCUGUCCAAAAUGUCCCAGAGAUAAAGAGUCAGUGCAGACUGAGAUAACAAUGUCUAGUCUAAAGAUUGAAUUUCAGAGCUGAAAAAGCCAGGAGUCUCCAGGUAAGGCCAUGCACUGGCAGCUGUCUGAUAAAUUCUUUGCUCUAACUACAAAUAUGCCCUGCUACUAAGACACUUGCCUCACAGUUCAUGCUCAGAAGGUAGGGGCACAAAAAGCUUCAAAAUCAACGAAUGUUUUCUAAACAGUGCAACAGGACUUGGGAGGCCAGAGGAACCAGGCAUACAGCUCUGGUUCUGGGGCUUUCCCACUGGCAUGUUCAGGCAGGAGCACAGGUGUGUGGUUACAGCAGAGAGUUGAGCAGCAGGACUCCGCAGCUCCCUUCCUCGCUCUGCCAUAUGAUUUUGGCUCAGAGGAUGGGUGAGCUGGUUUCUGGAAUGUGCUCAUGGAUUUCCCUGGUGCUCAAUGCCACCAAUGAUAUGCUGCUCAUCGAAAGCUGAGGCUCCCCCAACUCCAGAUGGAGCAGUGCAUGCUACAGGCGCUCGGCUCAUCCAGCAGUCAAGCUGUUAAGAGCGUCAAGUUUAGCACUUUGGCGUCUUGUUUUGCUUCAUUACAGCAGUAAUCACAUCAGCCCCUCAUCUUUCCCACAGACGAGUCUUCUGCUGCUUAAGAUCAUCUUUCUACAUAGCAGCAACUUAUUAUUUUCAGGUAGCUUGAGUAGAGUCUGGUAGAGCAAGCGUGUUUCUUGCUGUAACUGCCCUGUUGACUCUGGCCACUCAGCAACAAUACUGGCUCUCAGUUAAGACCACAUGUGUGGAAUGCACAGGCCUGGGGAGGAGGGUUGUUCUGAUCUUUACUUGCAAAGUCUGUUACUAACCUUCAACAUCUUGUUUCAAAACACAUACGCAUGCUGACUCCAAUUGUUAAGAUAGAACUGUGUCCCAGGCACCCUUACUAGUAACAUCAAUUCUCAGACUUUUUACUCUGAAACAGGAUUAAGUAAAAGAGUGUGUGUCAGCUAAAGAGAACCCCACAACACUGUGAUUAGCCAUGCCAUUAAAUGGUGAACUUUUGGGAAGCAGCCAGAAGUCAACUCCAUCCUUCUAGGCAUCUCAAAAGGAAUUCAGACAUCCAUGGCAGGAGCAGAACCAGAGCACCCUUGUGGAAGGAGGAAGCCUUGGCUGGCUUUGCAGUGUCUCCUUUGGGCAUGUUCCCUAAAAUUCCUGCUAUUCUCACAGCCGCGUGAGCAGCUCUGCCAGCAGAAGUACCUCUGUACGCUUCAAGAGCCAGCAGAUAGAAUGACACCAGACUCAGUGAUGCCAGUUUGAUCAGGAAUGGCAGAGAAGAGCAGGAGAAAGAGGAACACAAGGAUGAGGUUUGAGCUUUCCUUGCUUCUUCUGGGAGUCCUGCUGUGUGUGGCUGGCACCGCUGCACAGGAGGGCCCAGCUCCCAGUCAAGAAUUCCUGGUGGAGAUUUCUGGAACUACGGUGACCAUCACUUGUCCCGUGACUGAGGGCAACAUAGUCUGGACUUCCACUUUGCUAGAAGCAUCCUCCCGUGAGAGGAAGUAUGUCAUAGAGAAUUACGACAGCUCUCCUGUCUAUGUGGGUUGUUCAUCAGGUGAUCAGAAGCAUAAAAUGUACCUGAAUGCCAGAGUGUGCACAAACUGUGAGGAGCUGGAUGCCUUAGCUGUGACGGGGAUCAUCGCUGCAGACCUUCUCAUCACCCUCGGGGUGCUGAUUCUGGUCUAUUACUUCAGCAAGGAUAGGAAGGGAAAAGCAAGCACUGGUGCUGGCAGCCGACCACGAGGUCAGAAGAUGCAGCAUCCUCCCCCUGUUCCUAACCCAGACUAUGAGCCCAUCCGGAAGGGCCAGCGGGAAGUGUAUGCAGGCCUGGAGCCCAGGGGCUUCUGAAAUUCCCAUGGAUGACAGGCUGGAAAACAGUGGCAGAGGGGCCAAGUGCUUCCACCCAGCUUGAUACCGGAGCUCUGCUGUCCUCCUGAGGCCCAGGCAUUUUGGGAUAAGCCAAGUGGUUACACAGGACAGGCACCCUGCUGCCAUCAGCUGUCCCAUGUCGACACACUCCUCCUGCCUUGCGUCUGACAUUAGGGAAAAGGAACAGAUUGGCCUUCUCAUUAAAAGACUGCAGCCUUACCCAUGG